UGUUUCCCAGCCAAGUCCUUCAGAUGAAGCUCAGAAGGACUGCACCAUUGGAAUGGCUGGCAUGGUCCUGUCUCUCCUUCAAUCAACGUGGUUCCCACUGGACCUCUCUGCACAUCAGGAUGCCUUGAUUUUGACUGGAAACUUGCUUGCAGCAAGUGCUCCCAAGUGCUUGAAGAAUCCUUGGAGUGCUGAAGAAGAUUCAAACCAAGGUGCUGCAAAGCAAGAGGAACCCUGGCCAGCUCUGGCAGAUCGAACUCUUGUUACUUUAGUGGAACAGCUCUUUUCUCAUCUGCUGAAGGUCAUUAAUAUUUGUGCCCAUGUAAUGGAUGAUGUCGCUCCUGGCCUAGCAGUAAAGGCAGCGUUACCUUCUCUCACAAACCCUCCUUCUCUUAGUCCAAUUCGGAGGAAGGGGAAGGAGAGGGAGCCUGUCGAACAGACGUCUGUGCCCAUGAGCCCUAAAAAGGGUGGUGAAACGAGUCCAGCUCCUAGGCAAACUGAUGCUACUGGGCCUGUUCCAACAAGUAAAUCGUCUUCAGUAGGAAGUUUUUAUCAUCUUCCAUCAUAUCUUAAGUUAUAUGAUGUCUUGAAAGCAACCCAUGCUAAUUAUAAGGUUACUUUGGAUCUCCAGAACAGUAAUGAAAAGUUUGGAUGUUUCUUACGAUCUGCCUUAGAUGUUCUGUCUCAAAUGUUGGAACUUGCUACUCUUCAAGACAUUGGAAAGUGUGUAGAAGAGAUUUUGGGAUACCUAAAAUCAUGUUUCAACAGAGAACCAACAAUGGCAACAGUUUGUGUACAGCAGUUACUGAAAACAUUGUUUGGGACAAAUCUGGCUUCUCAGUACGAUGGCUUGUCUUCAAACCCCAACAAAGCUCAAGGCAAAGCUCUACGCUUAGGUUCUUCCAAUUUGAGACCUGGUCUCUAUCAUUAUUGUUUCAUGGCACCAUACACACAUUUUACACAGGCCCUUGCUGAUGCUAGUCUAAGGAACAUGGUUCAGGCUGAGCAGGAACAUGAUGCUUCAGGAUGGUUUGAUGUGCUGCAAAAAGUUUCUACACAGCUGAAAACUAGCAUUACCAGUGCAGCAAAACAUCGUGCUGAUAAGAAUGCUAUUCACAAUCACAUUCGUUUAUUUGAACCCCUUGUCAUAAAAGCAUUGAAACAAUAUACUACAACAACAUCGGUACAGCUGCAGAGACAAGUUCUAGACUUGCUUGCUCAACUUGUUCAGCUACGAGUAAACUACUGUCUUCUGGAUUCAGAUCAGGUGUUUAUUGGAUUUGUGCUAAAGCAGUUUGAAUACAUUGAAGUAGGACAGUUCAGGGAGUCUGAAGCAAUUAUUCCUAAUAUCUUUUUUUUCCUGGUGUUGCUGUCUUAUGAGCGGUAUCAUUCCAAACAGAUAAUUGGAAUUCCUAAGAUCAUUCAGCUCUGUGACGGUAUCAUGGCCAGUGGGAGGAAAGCUGUUACACAUGCAAUACCAGCUCUGCAACCUAUUGUUCAUGAUCUCUUUGUGUUGAGAGGAACGAAUAAAGCCGAUGCUGGAAAAGAGUUGGAAACACAAAAGGAGGUGGUAGUGUCAAUGCUGCUGAGACUUAUUCAGUACCAUCAGGUGCUAGAAAUGUUCAUCUUAGUAUUGCAACAGUGUCAUAAAGAAAAUGAAGACAAAUGGAAGAGACUGUCCCGACAAAUCGCUGACAUUAUUCUCCCAAUGCUUGCAAAACAACAGAUGCAUAUUGACUCUCAUGAUGCUCUGGGAGUAUUGAACACUUUGUUUGAAAUUUUGGCUCCUUCAUCCCUUCGCCCUGUAGACAUGCUUUUAAGGAGUAUGUUUGUUACUCCUAAAACAAUGGCAUCAGUGAGUACUGUCCAGCUAUGGAUUUCUGGGAUUUUAGCUAUACUAAGAGUUCUGAUUUCACAGUCAACAGAAGACAUCGUUCUAUCCCGUAUACAAGAGCUUUCCUUCUCACCAUAUUUGAUUUCGUGUCAAGCAAUUAACAGGCUGAGAAGUGGAGAAAAUAACAUAUCCGUACCAGAGGAUCGCACUGAGGUUAAACAGGCUAAAUAUCUACCUGAAGAGACAUUUUCUAGGUUCUUACUACAACUGGUUGGCAUUCUACUGGAAGAUAUUGUUACCAAACAACUGAAAGUGGACAUGAAUGAACAGCAACAUACUUUCUACUGCCAGGAGCUGGGCACGCUGCUUAUGUGCUUAAUACAUAUCUUCAAAUCAGGGAUGUUUAGAAGAAUCACAGCUGCAGCCACCAGACUUUUUACAGGAGACGGAUCUGAUGGUAGUUUCUAUACUCUUGAAAGUUUGAGUGACCUUGUUCAGUCAAUGAUUCCCACGCAUCCUUCUUUAGUUCUCCUCUGGUGUCAAAUCCUGCUUCUUGUCAAUUAUACCAACUACAACUGGUGGUCAGAAGUGCAUCAAACCCCAAAGAGACACAGUCUCUCUACGACUAAACUGCUUAGCCCUCAGAUAUCUGGAGACAGUGAUGAAUCCAAUUCAGAGUCUAAACGUGGCAUGUGCAAUCGAGAGAUAGUGAGAAGAGGAGCGCUCAUUCUUUUUUGUGACUAUGUUUGUCAAAACCUACACGAUUCAGAACACUUGACCUGGCUUAUUGUGAAUCAUGUUCAAGACUUGAUUAAUCUGUCUCAUGAACCUCCAGUACAAGACUUUAUUAGUGCUGUUCACAGGAAUUCAGCAGCCAGUGGUCUCUUCAUCCAGGCCAUUCAGUCACGGUGUGAGAAUCUUGCAGCCCCUACAACUCUGAAGAAGACUUUACAAUGCUUAGAGGGGAUACAUCUCAGCCAGUCUGGAGCUGUCUUAACAUUAUAUGUUGAUAAGCUUCUGUGUACUCCAUUCCGUGUACUUGCUCGCAUGGUUGACACACUGGCUUGUCGUCGGGUAGAAAUGCUUUUGGCUGCAACUUUACAGAACAGCGUUACUCAGUUACCAAUUGAAGAACUGGAUAGAAUUCAGGAAUACCUUCAAAACAGUGGAUUAGCAACAAGACACCAAAGACUUUACUCGCUCUUGGACAGAUUUCGUCUUAUGGUAGCACCAGACACUACGAGUCCUUCACCUCUUGUUACCUCACACCCACUAGAUGGAGAAGACCAACCAGCUUUAGAGAAUGUAAUUCUAGACAAAGACUGGUAUGUGUCAUUAGUGAAGUCGCAGUGUUGCAUCAAGUCUGACUCAGCACUACUAGAAGGCGCAGAGCUGCUAAAAAGGAUUCCUGAACCUGACCUGAACUCCUUCAUGACCAGCAAGGAAUUCAACCUGAGCUUGUUAGCACCUUGUUUAAGCCUUGGCAUGAAUGAAAUCUCAAGAGACCAGAAAAGUAGCUUCUUUGAAACAGCUCGGAGGGUAACUCUGGAUCAUGUGUCUACCACUGUACAAAACCUUCCUGCCAGCCACCAGGUUUUUCAACCACUAUUGCCAACUGAGCCAUCAGCCUACUGGAAAAAACUAAGCGAUAUCUUUGGAGAUGAGGUGAUGUAUCAGUCUAUGAUGACUCUUUGUCGUGCACUGGCUCAGUAUUUGUUGUUACUCUCAAAACUACCAGCUGGUCUCCGUGUUCCUCCUGACAAAGAGGAUGAUAUCCUGAAGUUUGUAGUUACUUCAGUAGAGGCACUGUCGUGGCAUUUAAUGCAUGACCAGAUUCCAUUAAGUAUAGAUCUUCAAGCUGCUCUGGAUUGUUGCUGCCUGACAUUACAGCAGCCUAGUCUCUGGAAUUUGCUGGCUUCUGCAGAUAAUGUGACAUAUGCUUGCUCCUUAAUUAAUUGCAUUAGGUUUAUCAUAGAAGCGGUUGCAGUUGAACCUGGUAAUCAACUACUUAGUCCUGAAAGAAAGAAGAAUACUUCAAAAUGCUUAAGUGAAGGUGAAGCUGAUUCAAACACACAGAAAACUAAACACAUUACUGCAGCUUGUGAAAUGAUAGCUGAGAUGGUGGAAUGCUUACAGACUGUCUUGGCGCUCGGGCACAAAAGAAACAGCAGUAUCCCAGCGUUUCUUACUCCUGUCCUCAAGAACGUCAUCAUCAGUUUAGCAAGACUGCCUCUGGUGAACAGUUACACAAGAGUACCUCCAUUGGUAUGGAAAUUAGGCUGGUCACCAAAGCCUGCAGGUGACUUCGGCACAGUUUUUCCUGAAAUCCCAGUAGAAUUUCUUCAAGAAAAAGAAAUCUUUAAGGAGUUCAUCUAUCGCAUUAAUACACUUG
Tauraco erythrolophus (red-crested turaco) is the source of this 4223-nucleotide messenger RNA. The record is from RefSeq and is a predicted model, not a curated record. NCBI's taxonomy places the organism in Eukaryota, Metazoa, Chordata, Aves, Musophagiformes, Musophagidae.